CAGACAGCAGUGGGGUAAACAUUAACCCUUCUGGAUUGUUUACGUGUCAGAAGACGUUUUCUACUCGACUAUGAGACAUGGCGGCGGCUCCCUGUGUGUGGUUUAAAGGACGUAAGACGAUGCUCCGAUUUUCAGUGAAUGUGCACCGGGCGAGCAGGAGGUUUUCAGAGAGCAGCGACAAAAGCUGGUUCCGUUCCUUAUUUGUGCACAACGUCGAUGCCAGGAAAGAUGCCCACUCCAACCUGCUGUCAAAGAAGGAGACCAGCAACCUGUAUAAAAUUCAAUUUCACAAUGUCAAACCAGAGUGCCUGGAAGCCUACAACAGUCUGGAGGCAGAGGUGCAAACGAGGCUCCAUCAGGACAAGGACUACCCGUGUGAGGUGGUUGGGAGCUGGAAUACCUGGUACGGAGAACAGGAUCAAGCUGUGCAUUUAUGGAGAUACAUAGGCGGGUACCCAGCCUUGACUGAAUGCCUGAAGAAGUUGAACAAUAACAAGGAAUAUUUAGAGUUUCGGAAAGAGAGAGCAAAAAUGUUGAUUUCCAGAAGAAACCAGCUUCUCCUGGAGUUCAGUUUUUGGAAUGAACCUCUGCCCAGGCAAGGACCAAACAUCUAUGAAAUGCGCACGUAUUACCUCAAGCCAGGAACCAUGAUUGAAUGGGGAAACCACUGGGCGAGGGCAAUCAAGUACAGACAGGAGAACAACGAGGCAGUGGGCGGGUUCUUCUCACAGAUUGGUGACCUGUAUGUCGUUCAUCACUUGUGGGCUUAUGAAAGCCUCCAGUCCAGGGAGGAGACAAGAAACUCUGCUUGGUUAAAGGAGGGAUGGGAUUCAAGUGUUUAUUACACAGUGCCUCUGAUCAGGAACAUGGAGUCUAGACUAAUGAUCCCCACCAAAGGUUCACCAUUGCAAUAAGGAAAUGUGAAUGACCAGAACUUGUCAAUCUACUGCCAGAGCAAAAUGGGAUAAAGCUUGGUCAUAGUGAUCCAAUAUUAUCUGCUGGAUGAUCUCUGUUACUGCCAAGUAUGUAGUAUGUUCUGAUUCUCCACAGCACUGGUGCAUAUUUUUUUUCAUUUCCAUUUCCAGUUUAGAAGUACAAAAUUCCAUAUUGUGUAAUAAUCUACAUUAUGAUUAUGUAGAGCGAGAUGCUGCUUUUUGUUGUUUAUCAUGAACAAUGGUCAUAGACCACGUUUUUUUCAGCAUGAAGGAAUCUCCUCAGGCCUAUCAGGUCUGCUUUUUUUUUUUUUUACUAUCAGUGAUGGGAAUCACGUUGAAUGAAAUCACACUGAGAUUCACCACUAUGACUGUGAAUCACACUUUAAUAUACCUCAAUCAAUGAAGCAUCUGACCAUUGUGCUGAAGAAAUUUUACAUUGGGAUGAGUAAAGCGCCUUAAAGAGCACAUUUCCUCUCUGGACUGAAAUGAUCAUGCUUUUAAAAAUAAAAGUUGAUCAUUUCAUAGGAAUGUGUUUCAUGUGUAUUGUUUGGAAUAGAAAAUUUGGUCUUAGGAGUUGAAGUCAUGCAAAUUAUCUGAAAUACUUGAAGUAAGCUGACAGUUUUGCUGGGUAAAAGGUUUAUAAGUGCUACACAUGAUAGUGACAUAUAGUGCUGCAAUGAUUGUUCAAUUACUAAAUUAAUUGUCAACUA
Molecule: messenger RNA, 1645 nt
Organism: Solea senegalensis (Senegalese sole)
Lineage: Eukaryota; Metazoa; Chordata; Actinopteri; Pleuronectiformes; Soleidae
Gene: nipsnap1
Product: nipsnap homolog 1 (C. elegans)
Exons: 10
Coding region: 78-914 (278 amino acids)
Cellular component (GO): mitochondrion
Source: RefSeq, a predicted model, not a curated record